CUGAGACAACCCAUUGUGCCCGUAGAGUGUGGUUUAGAACCGGUCCGCUAGUUAGCUAAUAUACUGACAGAAAGCUAAAAACACAGCGCCCUUUGCUCUUUGGGUUCGUCGGUGAACACCACCUGGCUAACGAGCUCGUAUCACAGCUGUAAACGGUACCAUGGUCGGUGUUAAAGUUAUCGGAACUGAUCCGGACUUCCAGCCGGAGCUAGCGGCCGCCGGGUCCAGGCUCGCCGUGGUGAAGUUUACAAUGGCUGGGUGUCGGCCCUGCGUUAGAAUAGCUCCAGCUUUCAACAUGUUGAGUAACAAGUAUCCACAGGUGGUCUUUCUUGAAGUAGAUGUGCACGUAUGUCAGGCAACAGCAGCAGCCAACAACAUCUCAGCCACACCAACGUUCUUGUUCUUCAGGAACAGGGUCAGGGUGGAUCAGUAUCAGGGAGCAGACGCUGCAGGUCUUGAGGAGAAGAUCAAGCAGCACACAGAGAACGACCCAGGAAACAGCGAAGACUCUGACAUUCCAAAGGGAUAUAUGGACCUCAUGCCUUUUGUCAACAAAGCUGGCUGCGAGUGCCUCAACGAGAGUGAUGACUGUGGGUUUGACAACUGCCUAAUCAAAGACUCCUCUUAUCUGGAGUCUGACUGUGAUGAACAGUUGUUGAUAACUAUUGCCUUCAACCAGCCUGUGAAGCUCUUUUCCAUGAAGCUUCAGUCAUCAGACUUUGCCCAAGCCCCUCAGGUGGUGAAGGUGUUCAUAAAUCUCCCACGAUCCAUGGGUUUUGAUGAUGCUGAGCGGAGUGAAGCCACACAGACUCUUGAGCUGACGGAGGAGGACUACAAAGACGACGGUUUGAUUGCCUUGCGCUAUGUCAAGUUUCAGAACGUUCAGAGUGUUACGCUGUUUGUAAAAUCGAACCAAGGAGAUGAGGAGACGACAAAAAUCAACUAUCUGACAUUCAUAGGCACUCCAGUACAGGCUACCAACAUGAAUGACUUCAAAAGGGUCGUCGGGAAGAAAGGAGAGAGUCACUGAGAGGAGGAGGAGGAGGAGGAGACGACAGAUACAACCACAGAUUUCCCUCUGCCAAAGCUGCAACAGACUUUGCUGUGAUACAUUCACAUACACACAACCUACAGCUGUUCUCCUCAAACUCUUAAUGAGAUUCAGUCUAUUAACCAUUUGUAUUGUAAUUCUGAUGAAAGCCACUGUAAAUAAAACACAGUCCUUUUUCAAAGGCA
Betta splendens (Siamese fighting fish) is the source of this 1236-nucleotide messenger RNA. RefSeq names its product thioredoxin-like 1 (gene txnl1). Lineage: Eukaryota; Metazoa; Chordata; Actinopteri; Anabantiformes; Osphronemidae. The record is from RefSeq and is a predicted model, not a curated record. The transcript is spliced from 8 exons. The coding region runs from base 161 to 1030 and encodes 289 amino acids.